UCACAGGCAGAGCUGUAUUGAAUGGAGCGGAGUGGCUUCUCCGAGGAAGUAAAGCACAGUAGCAGCAGAACCCCUGUUGUUGGGACAUGCAUGGUGUAGCUACAAAAGGACUUCCUCUUUUCAGGUUUAGCACUGCUACCAGACCAUGCAGAGCCUCAUCAGGGAGGCAGAAACUGGGGAAGAGAGGCGAGAAGCAUCAUUGCAGAUAACGGAUUCCUUGGACACCGCCCACACGUACCAACCCUGGGAUUCGCUAACUCACCUGGCGACGGUGCUGGGUAGGACAGAACCUCGGCUGUCGGAAUGGAACAGCAGAUUGGACCAAAGUUUUUCUCCACUGCCCAGAGUGACCAGGGAGUCAAUGAGACAGUAUCUGCAGUUUCCCCCUGACCAAUCUGUGCGAAUACUCCAUGCAAAGGUCGCCCAGAAAUCAUACGGCAACGAGAAACGGUUCUUCUGCCCUCCUCCUUGUGUUUACAUCAGUGGCUCAGGAUGGAAACUGAAACAAGACCUUUUGAAUGCCACUGGUGCAGGGGACUCCUGCUACAGACUCUAUGGUUAUAUGGGCCUGGACAGCUCCUGUGUUGCCCAGGCAGACACCUCCAAACUAGCCUUCGAGGACCAGCCUGAUGCCAGGAUGUUUGCCUGCGCCAAGUCCCUGUACAUCUCUGACACAGACAAAAGGAAGCACUUUCGCCUGGUCCUCAAGCUCUUCCUUGGUAACGGGCAGGAGAUUGGCUCCUUCCUCAGUAAGCUGAUCAAAGUUAUCUCCAAACCGUCCCAGAAGAGGCAGUCUAUGAAGAACGCUGACUUGUGUAUUUCCACAGGGUCGAGGGUGGCUCUGUUCAACCGCUUGAGGUCCCAAACGGUCAGCACACGUUACUUGGCCGUAGAACGAGGGGCCUUUGUAGCCAGUGCCAGACAGUGGACUGCAUUUACAGUCACUCUAGUGGAUGACCAGCAUGCUGACUCGGAGGAGUUCACGGUGUGUGAGGGAUUCAUCUGCUACGGCUGUGUGGUUCAGCUGGUCUGCACUGACUCCGGGGUGGCCCUGCCCCCCAUGGUGAUCCGCAAGGUGAACAAGCAGCACGCCAUCCUGGAUGUGGACGAGCCCGUCUCCCAGCUUCACAAGUGUGCCUUUCAGUUCAAGGACAACAGCCAGAUGUACCUCUGUCUGUCUAACGAGAGAAUCAUACAGUACCAGGUCUCAUCCAGUCUGAGGGAGCAGAGCAGAGAGGUGCUGAACGAUGGAUCAUGUUGGACCAUCAUCGGUACAGAGGCAGUGGAGUAUACGUUCUGUGAGGGCUUGGCCUGCGUUCAGGGCUCCGUCAGCCCAAUACCUGUCAUCACAGGACUGGAGGUGAAUGGUGGAGGACAUGUAGCCAUGCUAGAAGUAAAUGGAGAAAACUUUGGCCCCCAUCUGAAAGUUUGGUUUGGAAAUGUGGAGGCAGAAACUAUGUUAAGGUCACCAAAGUCCAUGCUGUGUGUGGUUCCAGACGUGUCCGUGUUCAGUGGGGAGUGGAGAUGGCUGCGGCACCCCAUCACCGUACCUCUGUCCCUCAUUCGUCUGGACGGUCUGAUCUACAGGAGCACCUUCAGCUUCACCUACACCCCUGAACACAACACCCCCCCGCAGGCCAGAGGGGCACUGCAAAAUGCCCCAGAGUCUGACACUCUCAUAGACUUCAUCCACCAAGAGUUCACACGCACCAACUUCCACUUGUUCAUGCAGAACUAGCUAGUAGAGCUGGGCUGCAUUAUGAUUCUUUACCCUUCUCCUGAGAUGUGCACUCAUUCACUCCCCCUCCUGCAUUUAAAAGCAUUGGAUUGGAGUAAGCAUGGCUGGGGGAACUUUCCACCAUAUUCCUGACAGCAGCUCAUUCCUUUUUUUUCUUGUUUUUUCCCCCACAGUAGGGUUGUUUCACGAAUAGAGUGCUUUUUAUGUCCCUCAGGAAUUAUGUAUGUACAUUUAGCUAAACACUCAAUUGAACAGUUGGAUCACAUACAUACAUAGUGCUCCCGAGGCUCCCGAGUGGCACAGCUGUCUAAGGCACUGCAUCUCAGUGUUAGAGG
Messenger RNA from Salvelinus sp. IW2-2015, 2073 nucleotides. RefSeq names its product recombination signal binding protein for immunoglobulin kappa J region-like (gene rbpjl). Gene Ontology annotation, molecular function: RNA polymerase II cis-regulatory region sequence-specific DNA binding; DNA-binding transcription activator activity, RNA polymerase II-specific. NCBI's taxonomy places the organism in Eukaryota, Metazoa, Chordata, Actinopteri, Salmoniformes, Salmonidae. Gene Ontology annotation, cellular component: nucleus. The record is from RefSeq and is a predicted model, not a curated record. Gene Ontology annotation, biological process: regulation of transcription by RNA polymerase II.